Molecule: messenger RNA, 5484 nt
Organism: Drosophila serrata
Lineage: Eukaryota; Metazoa; Arthropoda; Insecta; Diptera; Drosophilidae
Source: RefSeq, a predicted model, not a curated record
AUGCAGACGCGGCUAAAACCAGCUCUCCUGGUAACUGUUUGAUUUGAGCCAACACACGCACAGUGGUGCCAAACAACAACAACAACAAAGUAAAAAGUGAUACCAACUCCUGUUCCGUCUUCUCCUCCUGUCGACCAAGUGCAUUUGUUUCAAGUGAAUUGAAUACGAAAUAAAAUACAAAUACAAAUACGAAUUUAAGGCCCUUGGCCAGCUGCUUUCGGAACUUACGCUUGGAUGGCCGCUAAUUAAAAACCUAAAAUUUAAUCAAGUGAAAGGAAAGAUCACAGGAAGAAGCCAAGCUAAAAGCGGCUCCCAACUCCAAUUGGAGAGCUUUGUUACCUCAGCGAUCUUUUUUGGGCCCAGUUAGUUAGCUUCCAGUGUCUGUGUGGCUGCCGCUGUUUAUGGCAAUUUAGCUAUGAAGCGAGGCAUGCAACUCACCGCCGCCUGGCUGUGCUUACUGGCCACGGCCAGCCUAGCCCAAAACCAGGAGUCCUCCGCCAAGUGGUCUCGUCAGCUUGAGAGCGUGGGCCAAUCCGAUUCCCUGGACUCCUUGGACUGGGUGCCCUUGGCCCAACCCCUAGAUGGCAGCAAGGAUCGCUCGGGAAAUGGACGCGUACUGACCUACUCGCAGACCUUUCCGCCCAGCGCACGUUUCGGGGAUCUGACCAAGACGGGCGCCUCCCAGUUCGACUAUCCCUUCCAGUUCCAGCGGUAUCCCAAUGGAGGAAGUCAGGCCCUGCCCCUCCGCCAGGGACCUCCACCGCCGCCAGCCAGUCUCAAGGCCGGAUCCCAGGAGCCCACGUCGCAGUCCUUCUUCAAGUUCGAGAUGCCGUUCCACAACAAUAACGAGGGACAGGCUCAGGCGCCGCCCACUCUGCAGACGGGAUACCAGAUCCAGCAUACUUUCGGAGCAGGAGCUGCAGGACUUCAGGCGCCCUCCUCCCUGUUCAGCCCGCCCUCGCUCUUUGGACAGCAGCAGGGACAGCCUUUUGGGGCGGACUUCCACUCCCUGGGCUCCCAGAAGCCGCUGGCUCAGGCACUGAACAAACCACUCCAUCAGCAGAACUAUGUCCAGGAUAUACUGCCUCCCAAGACCCUGGGCAAGCCACUGCCCACACAGCCUUCGCUGCAGAGUGUGACGCCCCAGGUCUUCCCCGUGAAUCCCGAGCCUGAGAAUCUCUUUGGCCUGAACAAGGCAGCGCCUUCGUCAGCUCCAUCUUCCAGUAGGGAUCAGGAUGUGCAGUUGCUGUAUGUCCCAUACGACACGCUCUACAACCAGCAAAGGCAGCAAUCGGGAUUGGGAUCGGGGUCCAGCUCCAACUUUGAGGUGAACAAGUUCAACGUGAAUCCUGGUCUGCCCGCUGUCAAUCCGUACCAGAUCAACCAGUUCUACACGCAGGAUCCCAGCGUGGGCAGCGACUUCUUCAGCUCGGGCACCACCACGAGACCCAGUACCACCACCAGCCAGCCGCAGAGCAUCUUCCAGAGCUUCGGCCAGCCGCAGCCCCAGCAAUCGCAGUUCACCACAGCGAAGCCGAAGCCCAAGGCACAUCAGCCUCCCUUGGCCAUGUUCCUGCUGCGCUCCAGUUCCCGGCCCUCGCAAUCCGAUGUGGUCACUGCUCUGAGGAAUGCCCACAGCAUCUCGGUGAUUGACUCGCCCACCAAGCAGACGCCGGAGAUCUUUGUGGGACCCGCCGGCAUGCCCAUUCCCGAUGGCUAUGUGAAGUUCGAUCUGCCCUACCUGUCGCAGCUCUCGCAGAACCGGGAUCUCAGCGAUGUCUCCUUCUUCGUGGCUCCCUUGAGCUACAGGACGCCGAAUGGUUUCAACAAGAUCCUGCUGCCAGAGCCGCAUGUGGGUUCCAUUGUGGUCAACAGGGCCAAGGACAUCGGUGCGAGUCAGCAACUGUCGCCGCCUGCCAGGCCCCAGCAGCGUCCUUAUGCCACCGUGAGCAGCACCCGUAAUCCCUUCGAGAGCACCACCACCCAGUCGCAGCUCCAGGCUCAGAGCCAGGUUCCCGGACGUGGCAACAAGUUCAGCUACUACUAUGUCCAGGAUGGCAUCCAGGAGGUGAACGCGCCGAAGGUGCCCGCCAAGCAGGAGCGGCACAAGAAGAAGCGACCCCAGAGCGUCCAGGUGGAUCAACCUCAGUAUCGUCCUUCGCCCACGAAGGCCCAGACCCAGAAUCCCUUCGAUAAUCUGAACCAGAUUGGCGGCGACGAUUUCUUCAAGACGCUGGGCACCAAACCCACAACGACCUCUACUUCCAGUACCUCCACAUCGACUACGACUUCCACUACUUCGACCACGGCUGCUCCCCAGUCGCUGUUUACCUACAGCACCCGGCCCCAGGUGGAGUUCCCCGGCUCCAGUGGCCAGCUGUAUCCCCAGUAUAUCCAGGAACCAGUGCAGGAGCAAUUCCCCAGGCUGACCACGCGUCCCCCAACCGCCUCCACAGCUGAGGAAGAGCAGCGCAUGAAGCAAUACUUCCGCCAGCAGGAUGCCUUCCGCCAGCGGCCGCACACCACAAAUCCUCCGUUCGAAUAUACACCGAGCUCCCUGGACUACGAGGUUCCUCUGCCCACAACGACGACGCAGAGGAUCAAGACCAAGCAGCGAGUGAACCUGUAUACCCCGGCGGCCGUCCCAGUGACCACUUCUGAUGUGGGCUACAAUAACGUGGAGCAACAGGCUCCCCUCAACCACCGUCCCAGCUACAGUCAAGUGCAGAACGAGAUCCUGGACAACAGCAAUGUGGAGUACGAUCCCAAUCCCUACCAUGUGCCCUCGGAGCUGCCACCCUUGACUCCAGAUAUUCCCGGACUGGUCAACAACCUGCAGGAGAAGGACAAGCUGCAGCCUGCCCUGGCCACCACUCCGUUGCCCGAGCCGGAACCGGAGACACGACCAACCAGGAGACCCGUCCUCCGUACUCGCAAGCCAGCCGUGACCAAGGUUACCUCAUCCGUGUCCUACUCAGAGUCGGAGUCCUCGGGCAAGCUACCCACUCACCGGAUCAGGAGGCCAUACAGCAGCCGAGGAACUACAGCGCCGGCUGCCUCCACAGGAAGCGGAGAUGGCGGCGAGGAGUCAUCUUCGACUCCCACUCGUCGUCCCAGCAGUGCAAGGAAUCCACUCAUCCGGAAUCCCAAUCGCAUCCGCUACAGGCCCACGAACGAUGAGCGUCACACGCUGAAGACCAAGAUCAGGAAGGGAUCGAAGAACGGCAAGGGCAGCGAGGAUCAGGAUCUGGACUACCAGCGGGAUGUGCUCAAGCAGAACUAUCCGGUGUUCAAGGCCUCCUCCAGGCGUCCCACCAGCCCCACGGCCAUUCCCAGCUCCUACGACGUACAGGGCACCACCGAGGGACCCGCCUCCGAGUCCCAGCAGGUCUACACGGUGACCCCGAGCAACAGCAUCGAUAAUGGCGGCAACGAGCAGAGCGGCUUCCCCGCCAAUCUGCUGGAACCCAUGCAGAUAGCCCAGCACUAUCAGGAGUUCUCCAAGGACAACUACGGACCCGGCUACUUCCCCAACCAGGAGGAUCUCAAUCCCACGGAGGCCAUCGUGCGCAACGAAGUCAGUCCCAUCUACACUACUCUGGCCACCACGACGCCAUCGACUACGACGACUUCGACUACGACAACCACGGAGGCGCCUCCAACUACCACCACCAGGCGUUCGCCAUUCGUUAGGAGGAACUAUCCGAGAUUGAGGACAACCACGACGACUGAGACCCCAGUGACCAGUACCACGCCCUCGGAGGAGAGGCCAUCUAUCCGCUCUCGUCUGCCUCCUCGUCGCGUGGUGAAGGUGCGUCAGCGUCAGCGUCGUCCUAGUCAUCCAGCCUCAUCCUCUACAGCAGCGCCAGAGGAGGAAUCGGAGCCCGUUACUCAAAAAGCAAAUCUUCGCAAGCUGAGUCGAUACAAUAACCCAGAGGUUAAGGAUAAAGAGACUCCGAGUCCAACUCCCCUCACCCAGCGUCGUCGCUAUAAGCAACCCUUCCAGCUGGAGGGUCAGGAAUCGCAGUGGUCGCCCUCCUCGGAAACAGCCAACAGCAACACCAACUCGAACAGCUUCAAGCCCCUGAACCCCAAGUACAAGGCGGAGACGCACAACUUCGAGAGCGAGCCGGAGAUAGUGACCAUGGGACCCACGGAACAGCCGGAGACCUAUGAGUUCAAUGUAGCUGCCGAUCUGGGAGGAUCGGGUGGUCAGCGCACCACCAUCAAGGCUCCCAAUCUCAAACCCGAGAAAUCAUUUGCCGAGCUUCUGGAGGAAGUGAUGGGCAAGGCACCGGAGGAUCACACCACAGAGUCUCCCAGCAGUACCUUGGGUCGCCUCAGUCGACGUGGCAAGUGGAAGAAGAACCGUGUGGCGACCGAUAACUCGGAGAACUUCGAGACAGCCGAGUCCCAGAACCUGGGACCACAGCUGUACAAUGCCCUGCAGGCGGCCGGCGAAAAGGAGGAGCUGCCCAAGACCACGACUCCCCUGACUCCCAUAAUCACCGAGGUUCAGACGGAAGCUCAGGCAAUAACCACCACAAUUGCCUCGCCAACAACGCCCGAGGAGUACGAGGUGACCACCGCCCGUGCCGUGGAAGAGGCCACCAUGACUUCGACUCUGCCGGUGAGCGAGGAGAGUGCCACGCGUCGCAUGGACACCGCUGCGGAUGUGGACGAUCUGGAGUCGCAGCCCAGCAUCUUCUCCGAGGUGAGGAAGCAGCUGCACGACCUCUUCGCCAUCGAGGAGAGCGAGGAUGAGGCGGUAACCGCCGCUCUGGCAGCCGUGGGCAAGCGUCGCCAGGAGUACACGAGCAUUCGACGCACCAGCCCCUCGACGCCCGCCGAGAAAACCACUCUGGCGCCGGCGAAUGAGGAGGAGGAGGCCAAGGCCACCGCCACCACCACAGAAGCCACCGUUGCAGAGAGCAAAAAGGAUAGCUUCCACAAGGAUCUGAUGGAGCAUGUGGUGUACGCCACCUCAACGUCGACCAAAGUCACCUCCGAGACGGAGAUCUGUUACCGCGGGCGCUGUAUUCGGUCCGAGGAUCUGCCCGCCAACCACAAACUGCACUGAGCAGGCUCACCCGCACACUCCUCCAUCAUAAAGGAAGGCGAAGCGAUAGAUCAUGUACAUAGGGGCAGAGGGGAUACGGGCAAGGAGGUGGGACUUGGCUCCUUAGCUCCUCCUUGGUCGCGUCCACUUGUAAUUACCUAGCUUUAACUACAAAUAUAUGUUAAGGAUAAGCAGACAAAACCCGUAAGGAAGGGCAAGGGAGGUUCUUGGAUAGGACAUGGGAGAAGUACAUCGAAUUCCUAUCAGGGAACUUCCUCACCAAAAACCCCUUGAGAUUCCCCCACUUAGAGCAAUUAGUUUUAGUUUCGUAGAGUUAGCAUUACGUCAGGAUAUCCAUUAGCCAGCAUGUAAGUCUUGUACCAUACGUACAUCGUUGUGUACUAACAUUACGACUACGAAUAAUA